UGAAGUCGAAAUCGAAGUCAGUGAAGUAAAUAAUUCUGUUGAGUAUCUUCAUGACUUCAAUGUUCAAACUUUGCGACCCUCUUCUUUACACCUGUUCGUCCCCCUCUGUACCUUGCUGCUAGACAUUCAACAGGGUCGGUUUUACUGCGCUGCUUUGAAUAACAGAUUACAUAGCACAGUGAUGUUUUUUUAGUUCAUGAGACUUCACUUUUUCUUGCAUUAGUGUUCAUUAUUGACAUGGGUGGAACGGAAUCUAGCCCAGAGGUUGUGGAGGAAGUCGAUAAUGUCAUCACGAUUUCUCCAAGAGCUGCAGAAUACUUGAUGCAAGGUGGAGCAUCUGGUCCGGAUCAAAGGGUGGCAUAUCUCAGGAAAGAGAACAAUGUACUACGAAACUACAUUGUCUCUCAGCAGCGGGAAUUGGACCAGUUUGAACAUGAUCUCAAUCAAGCUAUUGAGACGAUGAACAGGCAAGAGAAGGUGGAGUCAGAUGCUAGAAAUGUCAAGGAGUCAUACGAUAGUAAACUAGCUGAAUUGGAAAAGGAGAAAGAAUCCCAUCGCGUGGCUGCCCAGGAGGCGUUUGAUGCGUCAUCUACACAAUUGCGUCAGAGAAUCAGAGAUUUGGUUCCUCCCAGUGAUUCACACCCGUGUGAAGCUCAGCGUAGCUCUGUCUUCAAUUGCUUGCGCUCCAAUGCUGGCCAAUCAUUAAAUUGUUCGGAAGAGGCAAGUGCGUUUCGAGAAUGCGCAAGACAGGCAACCCAGAAUGCCAAGAAUUAACUGUCACUACAGGUGUGGCGGACGCAGCUUUCUGUUUGCUAUUCUGGAUUGUUCCUGUUGUUUAUCUCUGUCGUUUGAGUAGAUGUCGGUUGUGUAAAGUCUUUUCUGCCCAAGUUAGUGAUGGUUUUGAGUGUGUGUGUGUGUGUGUGUGUGUGUGUGUGUGUGUGUGUGUGUGUGUACGUGCGUACGUGCGUACCCUUGUCUUAUCAUUACCGGUACUUCAAAGUAGGACUCACACAGUCAUGAGCUAUGGUGACAGUUUGUAUUUGCUUGUCAAAUUUCUUCUCCUUUCCGAAUCCUCUCAACUGCCUGCCUCUCCUCAAUGCAAGCUCUGAGUCAUAGUCGCAGAGGCAUAUUCUGCCUUGCUCGAUCUCCGCUGUCUUUCCUUUGAACACAGUCCCUCCUCAAUAUUUCUAAUGCUGAAUAUGCCAUUUCUGGCAGGACAUCAUCCGUAGGAACAUCUGGAUGCAUGUACUGCAAAUCAACAAAUUGUGAAUUUCGUCGUAGCGUCA
Molecule: messenger RNA, 1286 nt
Organism: Sycon ciliatum
Lineage: Eukaryota; Metazoa; Porifera; Calcarea; Leucosolenida; Sycettidae
Product: MICOS complex subunit mic25a-like
Exons: 7
Coding region: 238-774 (178 amino acids)
Source: RefSeq, a predicted model, not a curated record